Messenger RNA from Fusarium graminearum PH-1, 1515 nucleotides. RefSeq lists its product as uncharacterized. Lineage: Eukaryota; Fungi; Ascomycota; Sordariomycetes; Hypocreales; Nectriaceae. The transcript has 3 exons. The record is from RefSeq and is a predicted model, not a curated record. Bases 1 to 1515 code for a protein of 504 amino acids. Gene Ontology annotation, molecular function: heme binding; oxidoreductase activity, acting on paired donors, with incorporation or reduction of molecular oxygen; monooxygenase activity.
AUGGGUGUGAACAAUGCCACUCUUGGGCUGGUUUGCUGCGUUAUCGUGGCCGUCGUCGCCUUGGCGACGCGCAAAGGACCAGACUCAAGGGAACCACCAUAUGUCAAAGAACGAGUACCAUACUUCAGUCACAUCUACGGACUCUUGAAGCAUGGCCUUCGGUAUUUCGAUGUUGUCAGCGCCCAGCAACCACAUCCAAUCUUUACGAUUGACAUGUCAGGUCAAAAGAACUACAUUGUGACAUCCCCAGAACUCGUGCAGGCUGUUCAACGCAACACAACAUCUCUGUCCUUCAGUCCAGCCAUGAUCCCUGCUUUCCGUCGAAUGAUGGGUUUUGACGAAGCAGGUAUUGAGCUGAUCUUCCGUGAUGCACACACAGAGAAGGGCAUGUAUGGUGAGAUUCACCGGGUGCAAAAGGCUUCACUGCUACCUGGUACGGAAUCUCUGGACGAGCUGUGCACUAUCAUUCGUGGCAAGCUGUUGACCAUUGUCAAUGACAUGCCUUCAAGUCAGACCAUCGAUCUGUACGCCUGGGUUCAAGACCUGUACAUGAGAACCAACAAUUCUGCCUGUUUUGGCGCCAAGGAUCCUUUUACUCUGAACCCGUCCCUGAUUUCCACAUUCUGGCUAUGGGAAGCAAACAUCAAAGUUCUUCUUUUGGGUAUUCCCUGGUUCUUGAGUCCCUCAAAGUAUUCGACUGCACAGAGAACACGCAAUGACCUAGUCAAUGCAUUCACCCAGUACCUCGGCAAUGAUGGACUAGAGACUGCAUGCUCUUUCAUCAAAGAGCUAUCUAAUCUUGGCAUCCGUCGCGGUCUGAGUACUGAGAACAAUGCUCGUGCUCUGGUCGGCAGUAUCUUGGCCAUUGUCGGAAACACAAUUCCCACUACCUUUUGGCUCCUUAUCCAGAUCUUCUCCAGACCUGACCUCCUAAAGGAGAUCCGAUCAGAGCUCGAGGCCACUCUCGAGGAUCCCUCAUCACGAUCCGAAAUCAGCCUCAACUACACAGUCAUCCGAGAGAAGUGCCCUGUCCUCAUGUCAACAUAUGAAGAAAUUCUUCGCAUGACAAGUGGUAUCGCGACAGUGCGUUACACCAAUGAGGAUACCCUCAUCCAAGACCGUUGGCUCCUCAAGAAGGGCGCACAAGUGCAGAUGCCCACAGCCUUUAUUCACGCUGAUCCCACGACCUGGGGCGCAGACGCCGAGGUCUUUGACCACACAAGAUUUCUCAAGUCAAAAGUCCUCACCAAGGAGCAAAAGGCUCGACGGGCUGCUGCUUUCAGGCCUUUUGGCGGUGGCAACACGCUCUGCCCUGGUCGUCACUUUGCAUCGUAUGAGGUUCUUACCUUUGCAGGAAGUAUUCUGUUGGGUUUCGAUAUGACCCCUACCACUGAGGCAUUCAAUCUGCCUGAGAUGGAUAGAUCUAAGCUUCCUUUGACUUCGCUUAAACCGGCGGGUGACAUAAAGGUUAACCUCACAAGACGCAGUGGUUGGGAGAAGGUCCAAUUCAAGUAG